Molecule: messenger RNA, 987 nt
Organism: Lodderomyces pseudojiufengensis
Lineage: Eukaryota; Fungi; Ascomycota; Pichiomycetes; Serinales; Debaryomycetaceae
Exons: 1
Coding region: 1-987 (328 amino acids)
Molecular function (GO): dioxygenase activity
Source: RefSeq, a predicted model, not a curated record
AUGAGUGAAUCAAAUCCAUUAAAAACUAUCGACAUAUCACAACCAAUAAACAUCACAUCUAAAGAGUUACUUGCGUCAUUGACUACUCAAGGAUUCGUUUUCAUUGAGGGCCACGAUUUUACUCAAAAUGAAGUUGAUAAGUUGUUCGACAUUUCAAAAGAAUUUUUCAACCUACCUGCGUCUUAUAAAGAUCAAUUUCCAAAAGACCAAUCAAAUAGCGGGUACAUCCAAUUCAAUAGAGAAAACUUAGAUCCUUCUCAAAAAGAUGAUAUGAAAGAAGGUAUGAAUUUUUGUGGUUUAAAUCUUGCAACUGGUGAAUCGUCAGGUCCUAUUCCAGAUUGGUUUAAGAAUAAUUCUGAGAGGGAUGAAUUGAUUAAAAACUCAAUUAUCAAGUUAAACCAAUUAGCAAUUCAACUAUUAAAGAUUUUAGCAACUGGUUUGGGAAUUAAUGAUGAUGAUCAGGUAAAAGGAUUAGAAUGGUUUUCUUCAAGAUAUGUUCCCAAUGCAAAAUCUGGUUCAACUUUAAGAUUUUUGCAUUAUCCAGCAUUGACGUCACCAGAUGCUUCACCAAUAAGAGCAGGAGCUCAUACAGAUUAUGGAAGUAUGACACUUUUAUUUCAAAGAAAAAAUCAAGAAGGGUUAGAAAUUUAUUCAAUGAACAAAAAAUGGGAAAAAGUGCCUUUUAUAAGUGGCUCUAAAUCAGGUAUGGCACCGCCAAUUAUUGUGAAUGUUGGUGAUUUAAUGAGUUACUGGACAUCUGGAUAUUUAAAAUCAACUAUACAUAGAGUGAAAUUUACUAAUGAUUCAAAGAGAGAGGAUAGAUAUUCCAUUGUAUUUUUCAGUCAUCCAAGUCAUGAUACGUUGUUGGAACCAGUACCUAGUGAUUUACUAAAAGAUAGAAUGGGAAGAGGUGUUUCAAAAGAUGUUAAUUACAUAACGGCAAAUCAACACACUCAAGCUAAGUUAGCGAAAACUUAUGGUUAUUAA